GCCAACAUUUAGUCAAAUAUUAUUUUUGCCGGGAGCACCCACGGAAUAAUUUUCAGUGGUCCUCUCAUAUAAAUGCAACCCACUCAUAAAACCAAGACACAUCAUGGACCAAUUGCACGACCUGGCUAUGCAGACCCAAAUGCGCUUUCAUAGAUUCAAACAAAUAGUCUAAACAAAGCUAUUGCAUUGAACGUCAGGGUAAUUAUAUAACGUGAAUCCGUGAUUUUUAUCGCCACAAGCGUCUUGGAUUUGCAAUACUAGGCUAUAUUUUCUAACAGAACGAGAUGGAUAAUCGCUAAACCGUAAAACCGAAAAUACCAUAGCCCACACUGGAUUGGCUUUGAUUGGAGGUAGCAGAAGGCGAACUAAAAGUAGGCUACCCGGCAUUGGUAAAUAUGUCUAUAUUGAUUUACUUUAGGCUAUAGCCUACCUACAAAUAAACCAAUACGCCUAACAUGUUAAGGGAAUACAGUGGGAUAAAGCUGUGUAACUCCUGACAGUUGUUGGUCUUUUCAGUGAGUAGUGGGCGCUCGCUGCAAAUCUGUUACAUUGUAUCUAUUAAAAUAAUGCAUAAUGUAACUAUAUCUGGCACUUGUUACAGUAACCCACUUUAUUCAUGUUUGAUGUAUCCAAACUCAGUGCACCACCACCAUAGCACAUAGCAUCUUCACACACCCAAAUUGGAUUGUGCCAUAUAAAUGAUUUCAGUAGCCUAACCUAUACGUCAUUUUUCUGCAUACGGACCAAAAUGCAAGGAACCUGCUUGUUUUUUUGCCCUGCUAUAUGAAAAACGAUUCUAAUUAUGUAUUGAUUCGCUUGAACAAAGGAACGAAAUAUUGUUGUAUGCUACCUGUACGGGAUAUCAACAUGGAAGGAGUAGGAUGUUACUAGCGUCGGCCGUGGUGGUAUGGGAAUGGCUGAACGAGCACGGGCGCUGGCGGCCUUACAGCCCAGCGGUCUCUCACCACAUCGAGGCAGUCAUCCGCAACGACCCACGGGGUGGUAGUGUUGUCUUAGGCCAGGUGGACACUCGCCUCUCGCCCUACAUCGUCGACUUGCAUUCCAUGCACCAGUUCCGACAAGAUACUGGUACCCUCAGACCGGUUCGCCGCAGCUUCUACGACCCCACGUCGGCUCCGGGUCAGGGCUGGCUGUGGGAGUGGGAGAACGACACAGGCUCGUGGACAGCCUACGACACAGAGGUGGGCAUCGCCAUCCAGGCGGCACGCGACCGCCAGCAGCCCUGGCUGGACCUGGCGCCACUGGGAUUCUGCUACCUCAUCCACUUCCAGAGUAUGACCCAGAUCAACGGGCAGACGCAACGCUGCCGCCGCAUCCAGCGCCGCUCUGACCUGGCUUACCCACUUGUUUCGGGUCCCCUUCCCAAGUCACACCACGCCUGGGGGCCCGGCCCCGGGGGACUGUUGGGGGUUUCCGGAGUAGGCAUGGGGGUGGGGUUGAGCGGGAUGGGGAAUGGGAACGGUAGCGCCUACCCCAGCGGUGCCCUGCCAGCCUCCGCAAUCACCUCCCUGGGCCAGCCCUGCGCCUGUCAGCAAUGCAUGCUGCUCCUAAGCGUCAAGGCGGGCGCCAUGGCAACAGCCCACACCCUGGGCAGGAGGCCACCCCAGAACAAGCCUCCCAGCCCCAAACUGGGUGGGGGUUACUCGGCCAUGGGGGGGUCCUACUCGCUCACCCUCCCACGUCCCCCCUCCUCCAUGGGCAGGUCCCUUCCUCCCCACAGAACGUCUGUGGGCGGAGUUAGCGGUAGCUUUGGGGUCGGAGGCGGCGGUGGCUUUGCCCAUUCACUCUCCCUCCUGGGUUCGGCCACCGCUGCCCUGUCCCUCUCCUCCACCCGUCCCCCUCCCCCGCCUCUACCCCCCCUUCCGCCUCCUCCGCCUCCUCCGCCCUCCUCCACUUCCUCUGCCCCUCUGUCGAUGCCCGUGCCCCCUCCUCCUCUCAUCUCCACAUCAGCUUCCUCCUGCACCCCCUCGCCCUCUGCCCGCGUCCUGGGGCCGGUGUCUUCAGCGGCGGCGGCCUGUGCCGCCCCCCUACCUCCCCGUGCCAGCCUGGCUGGGCUGAGCCGACCCGCCCUGCAGCGCAUCGCCAUGGCCCAGUCCAGAGCCCUUAUAGCCUCCGGAGUCCCAACGGUUCCUGUGAAGAACCUCAAUGGAUCCAGCCCUGUUCACCCUGCAUUGGCAGGUAUUACAGGGAUCCUGAUGAGCGCCGCAGGACUUCCUGUCUGUCUGACCCGACCCCCCAAGCUGGUGCUCCACCCCCCUCCUGUCAGCAAGAGUGACAUCAAGCCCGUUCCCGGCCUCGGCCACUGCUGCCGCAAGACCACCAAGAAGCAGGCUCGCAAAGGCAAGACCCCUGAGGAAGUAGUGAAGAGGUAUCUUCAGAAGGUACGCAGUCCCCCAGAGGAGGACUGCACUAUCUGCAUGGAGGCCCUGCCUGGGCCCUCGGGCUACAAAGGCCCCGGUGUUGGGGGCAUCCAGCGGGCAGAGUCGGUGGGUCGCCUGGCCCAGUGUGGGCACCAGUACCACCUACAGUGUCUGGUGGCCAUGUACAACAAUGGCAACAAGGAUGGCAGCCUUCAGUGCCCCACCUGCAAGACCAUCUACGGCGUGAAGACGGGCAACCAGCCACCUGGCAAGAUGGAGUAUCACGUUAUCCCCCAUUCGCUGCCUGGCCACCCCGACUGCAAGACCAUCCGCAUCAUCUAUAACAUCCCGCCAGGCAUCCAGGGCCCUGAGCACCCGAACCCAGGCAAGCCCUUCACCGCCCGGGGAUUCCCCCGACACUGCUACCUCCCUGACAGCGAGAAGGGACGCAAGGUACUGAGGCUGCUGCUGGUGGCGUGGGACCGGCGGCUCAUCUUCUCAGUGGGCACAUCCAGCACCACGGGCGAGUCGGACACAGUCAUCUGGAAUGAGGUGCACCACAAGACGGAGUUCGGCUCCAACCUGACGGGACACGGCUACCCCGACCCAGGCCACCUGGACAACGUUCUGGAGGAGCUUAAGGCCCAGGGGAUCACCGAGGAGGAGUGCCUACCCAGAGACUGAGCUAAAGACGGGUCAAUGGGGAAACAGCUACAGAGAGACUUGUCAGACACUGGAGGGCAGAGCUAAAACAAUGAACAUACAGAGUCAUAGAGACAAAGGAAUGGAGAGGGGGAGUCAUAGACAUAUGAAUAUGUUUAAAAAAGAGAAGUACAGAAAUGAACACAGACGGUACAAUUGUGACACCCACAGAAACAGACAGCCUGAAAGACAGCAUACGAGAAGAAAUGAAUGAACCGCUGAACAGACGAGCCAAAAAAAGAACCAACAGGGGACAUAAAACAAAUAGAGAAACAGACAAAUAAGACUUUCUGGCUCUAGUUUCUAGGGACGUUAACUGAGGUACGACAUUAGAAACCCUCUGAACAGGUGGGCUGUGGGUCGGCUCCGCUGCAUGGGUCACUUGUAUGAUGGAAUGUAUAUUGUCUUCUGCUACAUUAAUGGGGCUGUCACAAAAUGUAAUUCAGUGAGAGGUUUGAGGCCACAGUGCACAUGCAAUUCAGUGUUGGACAGAAGCUGUCGUUUAGACCCUGAGAGUUUGACAAGAAUGUACUGAAUCUUAAUUGGUCCAUUUGAAUUCAAUGGUGUACCAAGUUUACCAGAGCGGCUGUAAGUGGUAGGAUGAGCGCUACAAAUGGGUAUUAAAGGGAAUAUGCUUAAUAGGGUAUUGAAUGGAAGAGAAUACUAGGAUUAAAGUAUUAGACCUUUGGCAGCAUAGUAACAAAUCUCUCAUUACAGAAAACAUAACCUAACAUAGCAGGCUUAAAAUAAUCGUCUGAGCGGGGUUUCUUUCUUUCUAGUCCUGACAAGAAAAUAAAAAAACUGUUAGGGGAUUAUCUCCUCUGAAUCUGCACUGUUUAACCAAUCCAAUAAAUGUGGAGGAGUUGAGAUGAAGUGUCCCCAAAGACGGUUAGCUCUGUGAUGUCGCCUCGUUAACGUCCAAAAGAAGAAGUCCGUCUCUAUUUCCAUUUGCUACGAAAACCGGUUGUGUCCGUUUAAACCUACCCCUCUGAGGGUGCAGAAAACUUUACAGAGAACGUUCAAAAUAUCUCAAGUUUAUGACUGGAUAUGUGUGAGCAUGAGUGUUUACUGCCCUCUAGUGGUACUUAUCGAAAAUACAUUCCCUUUUCCUCUCUAGGUUCUUAUUGGUAUUUUAUUAAUUGCUGUACCAUUUGGAAAAUGCAUUGUUGUACAUUUUAAAUAGUUGAUAUAUAUUGGCUCAGUUGAGUUGAGUAUCAUUUUUACAUUCCAUUUUGUUCUUAAUUUUUAACAUUGUACGUUGUCUAUUUGAUUGCCAGAGCAUUAUUUUCUAUAUGUGGCAUUGUAAGGAGACGUGUCAAGCUUGAGUCUUCUCGGGAGUGCUCCUGAGUAUUACGAGCCACUAUGAGUUGUUCAAAAAGUUUCACUGAACAACGAUUUUAGACUCAUCCAUUGCCAAUCAAUAUGAAUGAUUUGGGAACCCUCUUGAUGGGGUGGGUGAGUCUAAAUGUACUACAAAAUAAGAGUCCUCUCCUCAGACCAUGGGUGCAUCUCAAUAGUCUGGUGUAGCUUCCUCUCCUAUUCUUUCAUGUCAAUUCAGAUGAAAGAACAGGAAUGGAAAAAGGCCCCUAUAGACAGUUGAGAAGUCAGAAAUGAAGUUAUGAUUGGACCUGCCACCAGAGGUCAGAUUUGCACUGCACAGGGCAUACUCUCUUUUUUCCUUUAGUCAAAAGGAAACAUGGAAAGUUAGAUAUAACAGUUAAAACUACUUUGGGUUUCAUUGUAUUUUCUUUGUUUUGGACACCGUUGGCACCAUUGGCAGCUCUAAGGAAAGCAAACCUAUUGUUUUUGCCAUAACGAGGUACAAUUUGAAAGAUUUGCUCUGUCGCCAAAACAACCUGUAGUCAAGCAGUCCAGUCGGUUUGUGUUAGGUUCAUGACGGACCUGCUCAUAAAGCGGUACCGUUGACAAUAUUUAUCAGUAUGUGUUAACCUACAAUGUUAGGCCAACCUUUAUACUUUCUGUAUGCAAUGGAUGUAUGUGUUAAUGUACACGACUUAAAACCAUUAAACCAUUUUUAAAGGUAUAACGUAACUGUUCACUUAAUACCUCCUUUAUUUAAUGUGCUCUCUAUUUUUUUAAUCGUUUCUAUCAACUUGUUUUGUUCAAAUAAUUCAAAACCACUAUUUUUUCACUUUGAGGUAUUGUUUGGCCACAUUUAAAGCUGUGUGACUACAUGAAGACUUACAUACCCAUUCUACUUUGUGAGUAGGGGUACAUGCAUUUGGUGAGAGAGGGAGGGAGAGAGAGGUGGUGGGAGAGAGGGAGAGGUGACCUUGUAAUUCUUUCGACGACUCCUGCAGGUGGAUUGGGAAAUGUAGGACUUUAUGUAGUCAGUCGUGUUUUAUGUCAGUUCCUGCAAUGCUCAGUUUGGUACAUAUCAUUUUGUUUCCCAGGCACAUGUCUGUGAAUGGGAAUGAAACAAUGGUUGAAGGCUCAUUCACACUUUGUAUAAAACCUCUGUAAACGUUGUAAUGGCGAGAACGAGUGACGUGGAGACAUCUAUGUUGGCAGAGAAAGUAGUAACAUGUAUAAAAGUAAAAAAGAUUUGAAGUAACCGUGGGACUAUUAAAUUAACAUGACUAUUAUGA
This is a messenger RNA of Oncorhynchus gorbuscha (pink salmon), 5692 nucleotides long. RefSeq names its product E3 ubiquitin-protein ligase DTX4-like. The coding region runs from base 882 to 3065 and encodes 727 amino acids. The record is from RefSeq and is a predicted model, not a curated record. The transcript has 9 exons. Gene Ontology annotation, molecular function: zinc ion binding; ubiquitin protein ligase activity. Lineage: Eukaryota; Metazoa; Chordata; Actinopteri; Salmoniformes; Salmonidae. Gene Ontology annotation, biological process: protein ubiquitination; Notch signaling pathway. Gene Ontology annotation, cellular component: nucleoplasm.